AUGGAUAGAAGAAGGAGAUUUAGAAAUACUACCAGGUCUGACAAAUGUGGACUUAUAUUUCCUGUUGCUAGGAUUAAAGCGAUAUUAAAAGUGGCCCAUUCCUUCAAAAGAGUCAGCGAUACAGCUGCAGUAUUUAUCACGGCAGUUUUGGAAUACUUAGUAGCAGAAAUACUGGAAAUGUCCUUGUGUAAAGCAAGAGAAUGUUCUUCCUGGCGUAUCCAACCAAGACAUCUGAAUGUUGCCGUUAAGUCAGACUGCGAACUUCUUCCACAUUUCAGAACAUCAACUAUCCCAAAUGGAGGUUGCUUAGCACUGCUUUUGGCAUCUCAGCUGAAGAAGGAUAACAAUUUACAUGAAGUAAUGAAACAUGAAGUGCAUGUGUCUAAUAAAUCUGAAGUCAGCAACGGAUCAGCAUAUAGAAACAGGCCUGGAAAAAAAAGAAGAUCUGGCAGAUCUAGCAGAAGCAAAUCUCGCAAACGAAUACAGUAA
This is a messenger RNA of Stegodyphus dumicola, 489 nucleotides long. RefSeq names its product histone H2A type 1-H-like. Gene Ontology annotation, cellular component: nucleosome. The record is from RefSeq and is a predicted model, not a curated record. Lineage: Eukaryota; Metazoa; Arthropoda; Arachnida; Araneae; Eresidae. Gene Ontology annotation, molecular function: protein heterodimerization activity; DNA binding; structural constituent of chromatin.